Messenger RNA from Gracilinanus agilis (Agile Gracile Mouse Opossum), 1699 nucleotides. It is a transcript of the gene PGAM1, whose product is annotated as phosphoglycerate mutase 1. Gene Ontology annotation, molecular function: intramolecular phosphotransferase activity. The transcript has 4 exons. Gene Ontology annotation, biological process: glycolytic process. The record is from RefSeq and is a predicted model, not a curated record. Bases 91 to 855 code for a protein of 254 amino acids. NCBI's taxonomy places the organism in Eukaryota, Metazoa, Chordata, Mammalia, Didelphimorphia, Didelphidae.
GAGAAGCCGGUGAUCUCCUCCUGAAUCUCAGUGCUCGCCUGUCCCAUCCCCUCCGUCUUCUGUACUCGCUGCGCCCAUCCUCUGCCUGCCAUGGCCGCCUACAAGCUCGUGCUGAUCCGCCACGGAGAGAGCGCCUGGAACCUGGAGAACCGCUUCAGCGGCUGGUAUGACGCGGACCUGAGCCCCGCGGGGCACCAAGAAGCCCAGCGUGGUGGCCAAGCGCUGCGAGAUGCUGGCUAUGAAUUUGAUAUCUGCUUCACUUCUGUCCAGAAGAGAGCAAUUCGUACUCUUUGGAUAGUACUAGAUGCCAUUGACCAGAUGUGGUUGCCUGUAGUCAGGACCUGGCGGCUCAAUGAACGGCAUUAUGGAGGUCUGACAGGCCUCAACAAAGCAGAGACGGCUGCUAAGCAUGGUGAGGCCCAGGUCAAGAUCUGGCGACGAUCCUAUGAUAUCCCACCACCUCCGAUGGAGGCCAACCACCCCUUCUACAGCAACAUCAACAAGGACCGGCGCUAUGCAGAUCUUACCGAGGAUCAGUUGCCCUCCUGUGAGAGCCUGAAAGACACCAUUGCCCGGGCUCUACCCUUCUGGAAUGAGGAAAUUGUCCCCCAGAUCAAGGAAGGAAAACGAGUUCUGAUUGCAGCCCAUGGCAAUAGCCUUCGAGGGAUUGUCAAACAUCUUGAGGGUCUGUCUGAAGAAGCAAUAAUGGAGCUGAACCUGCCCACUGGCAUUCCUAUCGUGUAUGAGUUGGACAAGAAUCUGAAACCCAUCAAGCCCAUGCAGUUCCUUGGGGAUGAAGAGACCGUGCGCAAAGCCAUGGAGGCCGUGGCAGCCCAAGGCAAGGCCAAGAAGUGAAAAGCAGACCACUAGCACAUGCCAGCAGUAGCCAGUCCUUCCCUUUUCACUGUCCCCACCACAUCUCUCCCCUGCCUGCUCCAUACACUGACCAUCGCCUUAGGGAUCAACAUAUAGCUGCAGGUGGGGGACUGAUGGUUCCUUCUCUCAUUUCCUUACUAUUUCAGACCAAUUCCUUUCUCUCCUGUGGACCCUCCCCUCAACCACAUUAGUCAAAAUACCUGCUGGGUGGUUUGGCACAAUAAGGACCUGGUUGGGGGUUAGGGAUGGGGACAUGGUAAGAAGUGACCAAUGUGGGGAGUUGAAAGAAGCAGCUGUUCCAGUUACUCCUAUGAGCCAGUCCUGCCAGUAGGACAGCCCUCUCAGGGGCUGUUGCAGUAAGCUGUCAUUUAACAAAUAAUGAAAAUCUAAAUAUUGAUCAUUUUUCCUCCCUAACCCAAGAAAAAUGGAUCCGGGAGGUUGAGAUUAUGUGCUAAUGUUUACUUAUAUUUACUUUCACAAGAGACCUUUCUAGACUGGUUGUUUUUAGUGAUUUUUUUUUUAAUUGAACUGUCCCACAUGGUAAUCAUCAGAGAACUCGAGCUGUACCAGAGUGCAGAGUUUUUGAUUUCUAAAGGCUGGAUGCGUACAUCCCACUGUGCAUUCUCUAGUCCCAUCUCUAUUUUGUGGCAGUGAAAUGCCCCCAAGUCAUGUCAAAAUGUGUCUCCUGUAUCCCACUGCCUUCCAGCCAAACAGACCUGCCACCAGGGUCCUCAUCAGUUUUAGCAUAAGUACUAACCCUGCCCACCCCCAUUCCCCUCUUUUUUUUUUGUUGUUCAUUAUAAUAAAGGAGUGAUGUGCAAUA